Messenger RNA from Aspergillus saccharolyticus JOP 1030-1, 698 nucleotides. RefSeq lists its product as uncharacterized. The record is from RefSeq and is a predicted model, not a curated record. The transcript has a single exon. The coding region runs from base 125 to 667 and encodes 180 amino acids. NCBI's taxonomy places the organism in Eukaryota, Fungi, Ascomycota, Eurotiomycetes, Eurotiales, Aspergillaceae.
AUGUGAACAGAAGUGUCCAUAACAGCAUCCGAUGUAGUGUAACGGCCAUCGUAGAGGAAUUGAGUAUUCGAGCGAAGGAUGCAGUCGCAGGAAGGUGUGACGCAAUAUCAAUCUUCUUGUCAGAAUGCAUGUGCACGACAUCCCCGGCACAGUACGCCACAACCUGGGAUCCUGCAUUAAAGGCCUUUCUUUCGGCCUCUUUGCGCUUGACUCAUUGCGCCUUCUCAUGCGGAGAAAGGCCCGACUGGCAGCGAUCCUCGACACAGGCCUUGAGGCCGGGAGGCAGCCGCAGCCGCAACAGCCGCGCGCGGGCGGCGAGUUCCAGCAGCUGCACGUGUCUAGUCCACGAGGAUGGUUAGGUCCGCGAACAACUCAAAGUCAAGUGCAAUGUCGCAACUUGUUGCCCCGGUGGUGGGAGAUCAAUAUCGGGCCUGUCAAUAGCAGCAAGGGCCCUUGCGCGUCGGUUCUCCGUUUUGCCUGUUCCCGGCUAUCGGAGAAACGCCCGGUCAACAUUGUUCUGAGGACCGAAGAUGCCGAUAUGAGUUUCACUUUCAUCAACAAGAGCUCAUGCGGUCGCCUGCCGGCUGUGUGGCGUGCUCGAUCCUGCGAUCAGCCUGUUCGGCGUAUGAGAGUUUGCUUGUCUUGCGCGAGAGUCUGGGCUUCAUAGAAGAAAGCUUCCUCUUUAUUGGUGAGUUGCC